AUGAAAACAAGUGAAAAGAAAACAAAAAAUAAUAUAGAUAACAAAAAUGAAGAGGAAGAUAAACAAAUACUUGGAAACAAACUUAAAGAUAUAAAUCUAAAGUUAGAACCAUAUGGAAAAGGAGAUUAUCAAUUGCUGAGAUAUUUACCUGAUGGUUCACUAGCUUUUGAAGAAGUUCCAAAUGAAGAGGAUAAGAAUAAACAGCAUUUACAACAAUAUGCACAAAUACUUUGUUCAGAAAUGGAAAAAUAUAAAAUAGAAAAUAGCAAUGAUUUAAAUUUAAAAAACAAUAGUGAAUGGAAUAAAGGGGAGGAAUAUAGAAUAUUGGCGGAAAAUGAGCUAAAAGAAAUCAUGAUAUUAUUUGAUAUGAUAUUAGGUACAUUAAAUUAUGAUAAAGGAACAAAAUAUUUAUCUUUAAACAAAUGUAAUUAUUAUAGAGAUCCAGAAGAAAAUAAACAAGAUAUAUGUAUUUCUGUUACUAACAGAAUUGAAAUAUUAGAAAAAUUAAAAAAAAUAUGCGAAAAUGAAAGGCUACAAUUAAAUUCUAUAAAUGGUAUAAUUGCUCAAAAAUAUUAUUUAUUUUUUAUUAACCAAUUAAUAAAACAUUGGAGAAUUUUAUAUACAAAAUAUUCUGAGAUUGAUUAUAUGCAAAUGGAUAAUAAUUUUCCAUAUUGUACUGAAUUUUCAAUUGAGUUUUUUUUUUUGCCGUCUAUUUUUUGGAAAAUAUCAACAAAUCCUAUAUUUUUAUUAUGGCCUCCUUAUCCUUCAUUUUCUCCUUUUAAAUCUCAAUACGCGCACAUUACUUUUUCAAUUAAAAAUAUGUUUGAAAAAAAUGAAGAAAACAAAAAAAAUGAGGAAAACGAAAAAAAUGAGGAAAACGAAAAAAAUGAAGAAAAUGAAAAGAAUACACACACAUAUUUAGAAAACAAUUACAUUUUUGAAAAUAUUACAAAAGAGGAAAUGAAUAUGUUCUAUUUGUUGGAUAACAAAAGUAGCGUUUCAAUUCAAUUCGAAGGAAUAUCUGCACAUUUAAUUGAAAAUGAUUAUCAUAUACAAUUUUAUUUACAUCCUUUAAAUGUUAAAUUAAAAGAGGAAAAUAAAUUUAAAAAAAUUGUAAAUAUGAGCCCAAAUAAUAUUACCACAAUACCUGAAAAUAUCAUAUUCAAACAAGCUAAAAAUGUUCAUGAAAAAUUAACAAAAGCCCAAUGGGUAUUAAUUGAUAAAUCGAUUUUUUGUAUUUUAGCUGAACAAGCAAAUAAUUUAAAGGAUAAAAAUAAUGAAAUUUUAAUAAAUCUUGAUAAUAUAGAACAAAAUAUUAAUCGAAAUAUUAAAAUACAUUGUACACAAAUAAAUCAUAAAUCAAUUGAUUUUUUUAUUAAUAAUAUUGUUAUUCCAUCUUCUUCAAAAAAAAAAAUUAAAGUAGAUUUCUCUUUUUUUAUUACAUAUGAAGCUAGCGACACAACUGAUCAAUGUACAUAUACUAAAACAGAUGACAAUAAUAAUGAUGAUGAUAAUAAAACGAUGGAAUAUUUAGAUGAAGAAAUAUGUGAAGGUGACAAUAUAGAAAAACAACAAACUCCUGUAGAAGAUAUUAUUGAUAAUGAGUUAAUUCAAAUUGUUUUAAAUCUAGCCCUUUCAAAAAUACGAGACUUAUUUAUUUGUGCAUGGAAAUAUUUUUCUUUUGAAAUGCCUUAUUAUUCUUCUGAUAUACAUCCCAUAAUAUAUCAAAAUAUAUUUCCAAAUUCUAAUUCAGACACGCUACUCACAACAUUUUUUUCAUGGUUUAUUAUAGCGUUGGAAAAAUAUUUGAGAGUAUAUAGAAAGUGA
Messenger RNA from Plasmodium berghei ANKA, 1827 nucleotides. Its product is annotated as mediator of RNA polymerase II transcription subunit 17, putative. The transcript has a single exon. The record is from RefSeq and is a predicted model, not a curated record. NCBI's taxonomy places the organism in Eukaryota, Apicomplexa, Aconoidasida, Haemosporida, Plasmodiidae. Bases 1 to 1827 code for a protein of 608 amino acids.